This is a messenger RNA of Histoplasma capsulatum G186AR, 284 nucleotides long. RefSeq lists its product as uncharacterized. NCBI's taxonomy places the organism in Eukaryota, Fungi, Ascomycota, Eurotiomycetes, Onygenales, Ajellomycetaceae. The transcript is spliced from 4 exons. Gene Ontology annotation, cellular component: mitochondrion. Bases 63 to 284 code for a protein of 73 amino acids. The record is from RefSeq and is a predicted model, not a curated record.
CGCAAGUAAACAGAUUUCACCAAGCAGACAUACCACAACAACUACCCACGCAAGGCCCGGCAAUGGCUGGCCCCAAUCCAAAUUUGACACUUGAUCCGGCCCUUCAGAAAUACUAUGAGCUGAAUGUCAACCGAUAUAAAUACUUCCGCUGGACCCCGCGGACAGUCUGGAUUUCAUUUUGCUAUAUGGCGCUCGUGCCUGGAGUUUUGGCUUACGUCGGGUACAAAACUGAUGGAAAGCUCGAAUUCAGAGGCAAGAGAAGAGGGGAUACGAUAGUGGAGUGA